Molecule: messenger RNA, 1152 nt
Organism: Microplitis demolitor
Lineage: Eukaryota; Metazoa; Arthropoda; Insecta; Hymenoptera; Braconidae
Product: protein spaetzle
Exons: 6
Coding region: 271-954 (227 amino acids)
Biological process (GO): innate immune response; regulation of Toll signaling pathway; central nervous system formation
Cellular component (GO): extracellular region
Molecular function (GO): Toll binding; growth factor activity
Source: RefSeq, a predicted model, not a curated record
UACACAGGCGCUAGAGUUUGUGACAUUUAUAAAUUUAUGAAUAAGAUAUUUUAAGGUGAGGGAUGAUGGGAUGAAAUUUACUACCCGAUAAUUAGUUUUAACUCAGUCAUGAGUCGGUUCAGUCGUGUAUGAACAUAUUCAAAAAAAUUAUCUUAAAUAUUUUAAAUGAAUACAUAUUUAUAUAAAAUGCGGUUUGGUGAUUAAAUAUUUAAAUAAAUUUUUUUCGACCUUUUAUUUUUUUCUGGCUCAUUUUUAUUUUUGUGUCGGAAAAUGUUGCGACGAAUAUUUUUAUUUAUUUUAGUUUUGCUUGAGAUAAUUAAAAUAAUUAAUGGCCUUCCAAGUAAAUUACAAACUAGUGAACGUAGUGCCAGUAAUGAAAAAAAUUAUAAAACCAAAGCAGAUGAGACGGAAAAAAUAUUAUUUCUUGACGACUUGUAUGAAAUAUUCAGUUACGAUCCACAAGAUUUUAAAAAUAACACUCAACUACUUCCGCCAAAAUGCGAUGGAAGUAAAUUUUGUGAACAAGUUCCUUAUUAUCCUAAUGAUAUUAUUAAGAAAGAGUUGAAAUUAAAAAGUGAUUUGAAAUUAUUAGAAACUAAAGACGAACCUUUGACAUUAAACACAAGAUUUAAUGAAGUGGAGAGCGAUAGUCUCUGCAGUUCGGUGAGAAAAGAUGUUUUUCCAAGAGUUGCAGUAAAUAAAGACGGAGAAUGGAAAUAUAUUAUAAAUAACGAUGAAUUUGUUCAGCGAGUCAGUGUCGAAAUCUGCGAAGACGAUAAGACACCAUGCAGAUUAUUUGAUGGUUUCGCAGACGGCUACGAAGCGACAUGUAAACAAAAAUAUAUAUAUAAAAAAUUAGCAGCGAUAUCUCAAGACGGAAAAGCGAAUCCAGAUUGGUUUGAAAUGCCAGUAAGUUGUUGCUGUCAUGUUAAAUUUGUCGGCGAUGGAUUUUAAAAUCCCGGGUAAAAAAAUUCAAACCGCGAAUUUUAAAUAAUUUAAUAAUUUAUAUACUUAAUUAAAUAUUCCUAUAAUUAAAUAAUGAUAUUUAAAUAGAGUUAAAAUAAAUUUGUGACGAGUUGCGUAAAAAAAUAUUGUGAUAUAUAUAAUAUAUAUAUAUUAAUUAAAAUUUAAUAUGUAAAUAAUGUUCAGUUC